AAUCUUAGUUUAAGACGCAAGCUCCUUCUCAGCCACGCAACCGAACCAGUACCACUGCUCACGCCACUGCCGGGAUAUUCAUCUCCACCUUCAGUCAAUUUAAAUUCAAUGGAUGCUAAUAAUUUGAGAUCUGAUCAAGGAGCUGAACCCAUUAUGGAUACUAGUGAUUGGAGAGGUCAAUUGAAGCAAGAAUCACGCCUAAGAAUUGUCGACAAAAUAACGGACACAUUAAAAAAACAUCUUCCCGUUUCUGGUCCAGAGGGAUUGAAUGAACUUUGGAAGAUUGCUCACAGGUUUGAAGAGAGGAUUUUUACUGAGGCAACAAGCCAGUCUGAUUAUCUAAGGAAAACACGUCAACAUAUUCUUUGA
Vicia villosa (hairy vetch) is the source of this 369-nucleotide messenger RNA. Its product is annotated as mediator of RNA polymerase II transcription subunit 15a-like. Gene Ontology annotation, biological process: regulation of DNA-templated transcription. Gene Ontology annotation, molecular function: transcription coregulator activity. The record is from RefSeq and is a predicted model, not a curated record. The transcript has 4 exons. Lineage: Eukaryota; Viridiplantae; Streptophyta; Magnoliopsida; Fabales; Fabaceae. Bases 109 to 369 code for a protein of 86 amino acids.